AUGCGCAUCCAACUUUUCAUAUUAUCUUUUGCAGUGAUUGAUUGCGUUAUCGCCAACAAUCUGGUGAAACUCGAACCUCUCCGCAUCAAACCAAUUGCCGCUCGCCAAAAUGAAGGCGGUUCUUUCACCCCCGGGACAUCACCGGGGGCUGGCUCAAACUGCGCAGACGCCUUCGGGGCGGGAUAUGCUGAAUGUGCCCCCAGCGGUGAGCUGUCAAUUCAGGAAUGCGCCGCGAAGCUGAGCGUAACCCUGAGUUUCACUAGCGACUUAGAAACCUCGAAGCAACCAUCAGCUACAAUCGAAUCACCAUCGCCGACGGAUUCUCGUCUCGCCACACCUCCUGCCGUGACCUCCACGGUCUGCACAAAUGCUUCCCUGGACCCUCCUUACCCAACUGGUAGCCCCAACAACACGCUUCCCAGCACCGUGGGGCCAGGUUCGCCAGCCGAUUUGCCGGAGUUCACGGGUGCUGCGAGCUCGCAGAAUAUUCUUCAAGGGGGAGUGGCUAUUGUUGCUUUGCUUGGGUUCCUCGAGAAUGUCUUGUAA
This is a messenger RNA of Uncinocarpus reesii 1704, 546 nucleotides long. RefSeq lists its product as uncharacterized. The record is from RefSeq and is a predicted model, not a curated record. The transcript is spliced from 2 exons. The coding region runs from base 1 to 546 and encodes 181 amino acids. Lineage: Eukaryota; Fungi; Ascomycota; Eurotiomycetes; Onygenales; Onygenaceae.